ACUUAAUUAGUUACUGCUUGUUUAGAACAGUAUGGCUCUUCCGAUUUUUUUUGUGCUUCUGGUCAUAGGCAUCCAAGCAUUUGCAGCAAGCGGGUGCGUCGAGACCGAGAGAAAUGCACUGCUGGCUGUCAACGUGGGCCUCACUGAUCCUGGCAACCGCCUGUCCUCGUGGGAAGGCCAAGACUGCUGCAAAUGGAGGGGAGUUGUUUGCAGCAACACAACCGGUCAUGUUCUGAAACUCAACCUGCGAAACUCCUAUAACGAUGUUAAUAAAAGACCGUCGCCGGCUUUGAGUGCUGAAGGGACUCAAAUUGGCUUCCUGCAAUCUGGGACCGAAAUUUCCUCCUUGGCUGCAAGGACAGACCCAACUCGGAGAGAUAAACUUGUCGAAAACUAAAAUUGUAGAUACACUUCCUGAUUGGCUUUGGAAUAUGUCCAGUUCCUUAGAAGUAAUCGAUCUCUCGUAUAACCAAAUCAAAGGAAAAUUACCAUUGUCAUUGAACCGUGUCAUGCUACGGUAUCUAAAUUUGAGCUCAAACCAGUUUGAAGGCCCAUUGCCAGCUCUUCCGCAAACUCCUACUGUCCUGGAUCUGUCCAACAAUUUUUUUUACGGGACCGAUACCAAACUCUACGCUAUCGAGUUUAGAGUAUUUGCUUCUUUCUAAUAAUAGUUUCGACGGCAAUGUACCAGUCUCUUUAUGCGAAUCAACUUCAUUAAUAGUUCUUGAUAUAUCAAACAACAAGCUAUCAGGAGAAAUUCCUCCGUGUUUAGGGAUGUCGCAAGAUCAGCUUCUUAUUCUGGAUACGAUGAACAAUAAUUUAUCUGGACAAAUUCCCGCCUCCCU
This is a messenger RNA of Ananas comosus (pineapple), 845 nucleotides long. Its product is annotated as LRR receptor-like serine/threonine-protein kinase ERL2. NCBI's taxonomy places the organism in Eukaryota, Viridiplantae, Streptophyta, Magnoliopsida, Poales, Bromeliaceae. The coding region runs from base 32 to 397 and encodes 121 amino acids. The transcript is spliced from 2 exons. The record is from RefSeq and is a predicted model, not a curated record.